AUGACCAUACAUGACUGGAACUUUGCAGACCCUGCCCUGACUUCAAAGGGAGAGGCACAGUGCAAGCAGCUCGCCCUCGAUAUCCAGAACAAGUAUGCCUUUCCCAAGGAGGAGACCUUGAUCGUCGUGAGCCCACUCCGGCGGACGCUUCAGUCAUAUCACCACGGCCUCGCAUGGCUAGCCGAGGAAGGCGUACGAGUUGAGCUCCGUGCCGAGUGGCAGGAGACCACAGCCAACCCAUGCGACAUAGGGUCCGAGAUCUCCGUCAUCUCCAAGGAGUGGCCGCAUCUCGACUUUUCGCAGCUGGACCCCGUGUACCCAGCCAAAACGGGGCUGUACGAUGCCUCGCAGGAGUCCCUGCUGCGCCGGGCACGGGUUGCGAGGCAGUGGCUCUUCCACCGACCAGAAAAGUACAUCAUUGUCAUGACGCACUCGGGCUUCAUCCGUAGAGUCGUGCCAGACUGUGCAAAGUACGCCAACGCCGAGUACCGGACCUACGACUUUGCCACCGACGAGGACGAGAAUGACGAGAGCAGGCCAUUCCGGCUCAUUGAGCUCGAGGCCGUCCACCAGUCUCUGUCGACGCAACAGCCAUCGAUUAAGUAG
Pestalotiopsis fici W106-1 is the source of this 606-nucleotide messenger RNA. RefSeq lists its product as uncharacterized. The transcript is spliced from 2 exons. NCBI's taxonomy places the organism in Eukaryota, Fungi, Ascomycota, Sordariomycetes, Amphisphaeriales, Sporocadaceae. Gene Ontology annotation, molecular function: phosphatase activity. Bases 1 to 606 code for a protein of 201 amino acids. The record is from RefSeq and is a predicted model, not a curated record. Gene Ontology annotation, cellular component: cytoplasm.